AAUCGGGUGAAACUCACUCCCAUUCGCGGCGUGGAGGGGUCCGACUAUAUCAACGCCUCCUACGUGGACAGUUACAGUUCCCGAUCAGCCUUCAUUGCCACGCAGACUCCGCCUGCGGAAUGCUUGGAUGAUUUCUGGCGUAUGGUUUGGGAAACGGGAUCCUGUAUCAUCGUCCAGCUUGAUCGAAGGGUUGAAGACAGUGUGCCAGAUGCCCCCUACUGGCCAACAGAUGAGCCAAUCAGAUUCGACUAUGUCGUGGUUGAGCCGGUCGCCGACUACGGAAUGCCGGCCUAUAUC
Dibothriocephalus latus is the source of this 297-nucleotide messenger RNA. The record is from the annotation of a GenBank genome assembly. Lineage: Eukaryota; Metazoa; Platyhelminthes; Cestoda; Diphyllobothriidea; Diphyllobothriidae.